Phytomonas sp. Hart1 is the source of this 387-nucleotide messenger RNA. NCBI's taxonomy places the organism in Eukaryota, Euglenozoa, Kinetoplastea, Trypanosomatida, Trypanosomatidae. The record is from the annotation of a GenBank genome assembly.
AUGCCGAGCGCCAACCCGCAGGGCCUCCUUGAAAGUCAAUCAGAUGGGGCGGAGCCGCUGCACCCCGGAUGGGGUCCUGAGGCCUAUAAAUGCUUUGCGUCGAACUAUGUGUCUUCGCCGGAUCGAUUGAUCCGUGAAAUACGAAAGCAAAAGCGCCUAAGGGAGGCAGAACUCAAACAACGCAUGGUGGCAAAGAGGCAGGGGCCAUCACAGUUGUGUAAGUCGAAAUUAAAUCAACCCGCAAUGACUAUUCGCGCACCCGUUGGUACGGCUCGAGAGCUUGAUUUUAGUGAAUUCGAUGAGUGUAGAGGUGACCAAACGGAAUGCCGGCGUACAAUAGGACACAAAGUAAAUCCAAUUCUUGUUAGAGAAGUGGAUGGUAAUUAA